AGCAGCAGAAUAAUUAAACGAGUAAGCCUCUGGUCUGGACUUGUGGACAAAUAUUCCUAGCAAAUUCAAUACACCAAGUGCGGACAAAUAUAAAGGAAACCAGUUUCUUGCUCUUCAGCAGAACAGCAGCCGCUUAAUUUCCUUUGCUGCAACUGUGUAAUAUAGCAUAAAGAAGAAGGCAACUGAUCCAAAACUCUCCUAAACCAGGAUGGCUAGAGAGAUGCAGCAGCAAAGCGGAAGGAGCAUGAUCGUAGAAACACCACCUCCCAGCACCCUUGAAAAUGGCGAUUUUAGCAAGAGCUUGGACGACGACGGCCGCUCCAAACGAACGGGAACUUUAAUAACUGCAAGCGCGCAUAUAAUCACGGCGGUGAUCGGCUCCGGCGUGCUGUCUCUGGCGUGGGCGAUAGCGCAGCUGGGCUGGGUGGCGGGGCCGGCGGUUCUCUUGGCCUUCUCCAUCAUCACCUACUUCACCUCCUCCCUUCUCGCCGACUGUUACCGGUCGCCGGACCCCGUCACCGGCCAGAGAAACUACACCUACAUGGACGUCGUCCGAGCUCAUUUAGGUGGCACCAAGGUGAAGCUGUGUGGACUGGCUCAGUACGGGAAUCUCGUCGGCGUAACGAUUGGUUACACGAUAACAUCUUCCAUAAGCAUGGUGGCCGUGAAAAGGUCGAAUUGCUUCCACGAACAUGGGCAUGAAGCCGGCUGCUCUACGUCGAGCUACCCGUUCAUGAUCAUAUUCGCGGGAGUCCAGGUCGUUCUGAGCCAAAUACCCGACUUCGACAAGCUCUGGUGGCUCUCCAUCGUCGCCGCCAUCAUGUCCUUCGCUUAUUCCUCCAUUGGGCUCGGCCUCUCCCUGGCGAAAGUUGCAGGAGGAGGGCCGCAUCCGAGGACGACGUUGACGGGAACAACGGUCGGGGAUGACGUGACGGCGUCGGAGAAGGUGUGGAGAACCUUCCAAGCCGUCGGAGACAUAGCCUUUGCUUACGCCUUCUCCACCGUCCUCAUCGAAAUUCAGGCAAGAUUGAAAUCAAGCCCGCCGGAGAGCCAGGUGAUGAAGAAGGCCUCCCUCGUCGGAAUCUUCACCACCACCGCCUUCUACGUCCUGUGCGGCUGCUUUGGGUACGCAGCCUUCGGAAACCACGCGCCGGGGAAUUUUCUCACUGGCUUCGGCUUCUACGAACCCUUUUGGCUCGUCGACCUUGCCAACGUCUGCAUCGCCAUUCACCUCAUUGGGGCCUAUCAGGUCUUCUGCCAACCGAUAUUCGGGUUCGUAGAGGCUGGGUGUCAAGAACGAUGGCCGGAGAGCAAGUUCAUACACAGAGAGCACGCCGUCAAUGUCCCAUUCUUCUCCUCCUUCGGAACAACAUAUUAUAUCAACUGGUUCAGGCUGGUGUGGAGGACGACGUACGUGAUAGUGACGGCAGUGAUCGCCAUGAUCCUCCCUUUCUUCAAUGUGUUCCUGGGGCUGAUUGGAGCGGCGUCGUUUUAUCCGCUAACCGUAUAUUUCCCGAUAGAGAUGUACGUGGCACGAGCGAGAAUCCGACGCCUAUCUUUGAGGUGGAUUUGGCUAAAGGUCCUAAGCUGGGUCUGCCUGGUUGUGUCCGUCCUGGCGGCCGCUGGAUCCAUUCAAGGCCUAGCCUCUGACAUCAAGACUUACAAGCCCUUCAAACCUCCGGCCCAUGAGUGAAUAACGAUUGCGCCUAAUUUUGCCAUUUUUUUUUUUUUUUUGGAGUUCUUGAAUCAUAUCAUAUAUAAUUUAUGAUCUAGACCAUAUAUUUUCACCGCCCC
This is a messenger RNA of Diospyros lotus (date-plum), 1794 nucleotides long. RefSeq names its product amino acid permease 6-like. Gene Ontology annotation, biological process: response to metal ion; phytochelatin biosynthetic process. The transcript has 6 exons. Lineage: Eukaryota; Viridiplantae; Streptophyta; Magnoliopsida; Ericales; Ebenaceae. Gene Ontology annotation, cellular component: plasma membrane. Gene Ontology annotation, molecular function: metal ion binding; glutathione gamma-glutamylcysteinyltransferase activity. The record is from RefSeq and is a predicted model, not a curated record. Bases 209 to 1693 code for a protein of 494 amino acids.